Messenger RNA from Lathyrus sativus (Indian pea), 408 nucleotides. NCBI's taxonomy places the organism in Eukaryota, Viridiplantae, Streptophyta, Magnoliopsida, Fabales, Fabaceae. The record is from the annotation of a GenBank genome assembly.
AUGGCAUCCACCGCUUGUUUCAUCAUUGUUAGCAGAAAUGAUAUUCCUAUAUAUGAAGCUGAAGUUGGAGUAGCUGCUAAAAGGGAGGACGCUGCUCAGCUGCAUCAAUUUAUCCUACACGCUGCUCUCGAUGUUGUCCAGGACCUUGCAUGGGCUACUACUGCUAUGUACUUGAAAUCGGUAGAUAGGUUUAAUGAACUCGUGGUGUCCGUGUACGUCACAGCUGGUCAUACCCGAUUAAUGUUGCUUCAUGAUUCGCGUAACGAUGAUGGCAUUAAGAGCUUCUUCCAAGAAGUGCAUGAGCUUUACAUAAAGACUCUUCUUAAUCCUCUAUACUUGCCUGGCUCCCGAAUCACAUCAUCACAUUUUGAUACGAAAGUCCGUGCCCUUGCAAGAAAGUAUCUGUAG